GAGAGAGAGAGAGAGAGAGAGAGAGGAGGGUGAAGAGAUAUUUGGCUCCGCCCCCUUUCCAUGUUGCCUUCUUGACAGUUAGCAGCGUGAAAUACUCAGUUUACUGCUGCAGCCAAGAACACACACUCUCUCUCACACACACACACACACACUCUCUCUCUCUCUCUCUCUCUCUCUCUCUCUCUCUCACACACACACACACACACACUCUCUCUCACACACACACACACACACACACACUCUCUCUCUCACACACACACACACACACACUCUCUCACACACUCUCUCUCACACACACACACACACACACUCUCUCUCUCUCACACACACACACACACACACACUCUCUCUCUCUCUCUCACACACUCUCUCACACACACACACACACACACACUCUCACACACACACUAUCUCUCUCUCUCUCACACACACACACACUCUCUCUCUCUCUCUCUCUCUCUCUCUCUCUCUCUCUCUCACACACACACACACAUGCACACUCACUCACACACACAUACUCUCUCACACACACACACACACACACACACUCUCUCUCUCUCUCUCUCACACACACACACACACUGACACUGUCGGACAGCACUCAUGCGGAUUUUUGUGUGUGUGUGUGUGUGUGUGUGUGUAGGGGGACACUGCAGGACGAUUCUCCUCUCAUACGUGACCGUUCCUGUUGUUAUUAGAACCGCAGGCGUGCACCACGUGUGAAAGUGUGACGCUUUUGUCCUCGCGCCUUUUUGUGCCCCUCCUCCCCCCAUCAGAUGUGCAGCGGGGCAGCAGGGCAGAUGGUUUUUCCUCAGAAUCGAAGAGGAUAUGAAAGUGUCCAGAUCCAUAAAAUCCACCAAACUGACGCAUGAGCUCCUGCUGUUUCCAUAGAAACACUGGCAUCAUGGGUAGCGUGAGCAGUUUAAUACCCGGCACUAAAACCUGCAGAGGUUCGGAUCACAGGCUGAGAAAAGGAUUUCAGUGUAAACGAGGCGGCCGGAUGAAACACGGCUUCUCUCAGGAACACAACGCUAAAAACAACAACAACUCGAAACUCGGCCUCGGCUCUGCGGGAACCGGGAACAGCGACGACUUCUUCUACAUCAAAGUGAGCCACAAACCGAGAGGAGAUGAAACGCAGAACGACAUGGGCUCGAGGAAAACGCCAACGGAACUGAACAUGUGCGCAAGAUUAGAGCAGAGUGCAGAAACAUCCUUCAUGCCACAUUUCACCCGGAGCAGCAGUUCUUCUGUGGAAACCCACAACAGUUUGAGUGCCAUUCUGGGAACUAACCUCAGCCAUAUCGAUCGCCCCAAAACCCAGACACCGGAACUGAAACAUGAGAUGAGCUCGGGAUCUCCAUGUGAUUCCGGGAUUUCCGGCUCCAGCUGGACCAACGAUGGUGUGAAUAGCAGGACUAAAUGGACUGGUGGAGUUAAUGGAGAUGGAGGGACGUCAAACUCUAGCACGAGAUCCACCAGCGUGUUGAGCGACUGUGUAUCCGGGCCGGCUAGCUUAAAGACAGAUACAGUGGUUAAAAAUGUGGAAAUGAACCACACAAGCCCGUUUUCAGAUCGGAAUAUUUCAAGUUCCAUGGAGUCCAAAGUUCCCGAGGAAAGACAGCUCUACAGCUCUGAGGUAUCUCAGCAGGCUUUGCAGACUAAGCAGCUCCUCCAGCUGCAAGUUCUUCAGCUCCAACAGGAUAAAGAUCAGCUCCAGGAGGAAGUGGAUCAGUUGAUCAGGGAUAGAAAUGCAGCUGAGAGUCAGCUCAUCUACAAACGCCAACACACACCGUUAACAUCCACACUGGAGGAGACACAGUGGGAGGUGUGUCAGAAAGUGGGCGAGAUCUCUCUGUUGAAGCAGCAACUGAAGGACUCGCAGGCUGACAUGAACAAUAAGCUGAGUGAGAUUGUCUCUCUGAAGGCCACACUGAGAGAAACGAGGAGUAAAAUGGAGGAGCUGGAGGAGAAACAUCGGGAGUGUGAGGAGACACUGUGCCUACAGAGCACUGAGAUGGAGGUCUGUGAGAACGAGCUGCAGAGGAAAAAGAACGAGGCUGAGCUCCUCCGAGAGAAAGCAGGAAAACUGGAGAUGGACAUCAAAACACUGAAACAAGACCUCCUGGUGGCCCAAGAGGAACAUUUAGAGCUCCUGAGCCUGAAGGUUCAGCUACAGGAGCAACAACAGCUACUGCAGAUCUGCCAAUCCAAGAUGGCCGACCAGGAAACUUCAGGAGAAGUGGACGUUCUUCGGAAGGAGGUGGAGAGACUGCGCGAGCAGCUUGAGGAUGAGAAACAGAAGAAGGAGAAGAUCCUGAGCAGCUUCCAUCACGAGAAGCAAACGUGGAACAAAGAGAAGGACAAAGUGAUACGCUACCAGAAGCAGCUGCAGUUUAACUAUUUGCAGAUGCACAGAAAGAACCAGGAGCUGGAGAAAAAACUGAAGGGACGAAACAGUAAAGUGGAUGACAGGACAGUAAAGGAUAAGGACAGGACGCAGGAGGACACAGACGGCCAAAAGGCAGAAGUGCGUUACAGUGAAAUGGUGGUCACUGAGAUAUGAAGCAGUGCGCUGCUCUAGUCCAUGUCCCCUUUGGUUGAGUUCCAGCAGCCAUCUUAAGGGCUGUUCAGUUACUGACACCAGUGUCCACUCUUAGAAAAAAAAGGCUCCUCAAGGAUUCUUCAGAUGGUUCCAGUUAAUCUAAUCUUAGCUAAAGAAUCUUCCUUGAAUUGGAAACCAUUGUUUGUAGGGUAAUAUUUAGAGCCUUCUGUCAGACAGACAAACCAAAGGACCCUUUGCUAGAUAAAAUGUACACUAGAUAAACUUGCUAGAUGAAGUGCGCACAUCCCAGAAUGCACUGCUCCAUUGCUCAUGCAGGUUAUACGUCAAAAUGUCAGACAAGGCAUAAACAGUGUCAGGUUGAAAUGUUUCAAAUCUAUAAUGUAAUUGUGUCCCUUAUGGAUAUUAGCCAACUUUCUCUGCUAGCUUGCAAGUAUGCUAGCAUUUCAGCUUAGCAAUCCAGCUGUGAGCGAUUCAGAAAUUCCAUCAAAGUCACUUCCACUGCGUUGUUCUUGCUGCCAAGGUUGAGUUCUGCAGAAGAAAAUCUACUCCGAGCUCGGGUGUGAUGAUGACAACAUGGAAUCGGUCUGAACGUAACAGGACAUAACAUGUGGCGUCCUCUACUGAGUGUGAUUGAAGGUUAAACGCUGAUUAAAGUUUAUGAAUUUAUUUCCGAGUGAAGCUGAUCGCUGCAGCAUUUUUUUACAUUGUUUUAUGAGCUAAAUAAAAUCUCACUGCAGUUAGUGCUGAAAACGCUA
Messenger RNA from Neoarius graeffei (lesser salmon catfish), 3321 nucleotides. RefSeq names its product leucine zipper, putative tumor suppressor 1 (gene lzts1). Bases 869 to 2566 code for a protein of 565 amino acids. The record is from RefSeq and is a predicted model, not a curated record. Gene Ontology annotation, cellular component: dendritic spine. Gene Ontology annotation, biological process: regulation of dendrite morphogenesis; regulation of synaptic plasticity. The transcript has 8 exons. Lineage: Eukaryota; Metazoa; Chordata; Actinopteri; Siluriformes; Ariidae.